UUGAGAAGGAAGAUGGAGAGAAAUAGUUCAGAGAUUGAGCUGCCUGGAUUCAGAUUCCACCCAACAGAAGAAGAACUACUCAAUUUCUAUCUCCGGCGAGCCGCCGUCGGAAAGAAGUUCAACUUUGACAUAAUCGCCACGGUCAAUCUCUAUCUGUACGAUCCAUGGGAUCUCCCAGCGAUGGCGAAGAUGGGAGAGAGGGAAUGGUAUUUUUUUGUGCCUAGGGAUCGGAGGCAGGGUAGUGGGGGCCGGCCGAAUAGGACCACGGAGAGAGGGUUUUGGAAGGCGACGGGAUCGGACCGCCAUAUUCGGAGCUCUACGGAUCCGAGAAGGCUUAUUGGGUUGAAGAAGACUCUGGUUUAUUAUGGAGGUCGAGCGCCGCGCGGUACUAAGACGGAUUGGAUUAUGAAUGAGUAUCGUCUUCCUGAUGCCUCCAAUUCCUUUGGUUCUGUAUCUCCGAUGCCUAAGGAAGACAUAGUUCUAUGCAAAGUCUACAGGAAAGCCACUCCACUAAGAGAGUUAGAACAGAGGGCAGCCAUGGAAGAAGAAAGCCGUGCAUACAUGGCAGAUACCUCCUCAAAUUCCUCAGGCCAUGAAACCUUACAAAAUUUUACGGCUGAUAAAUUUACCGAAGAGAUGAAGGAGGAGCAAGAAGUGCCAGUGGACGCGGGAGAGGUCUCCUCUUUGCCGGAGUUGACGAUGAAGAUACCAGAGCCGGCAACUGGCCGGCAGCUCCCAAGCUUGCCGGAGCUUCAGGUUCCAAGCCAUGGAAGCUUUGACUGGUCUCAAGACCCUUUCAUUAACCAGCUAAGAAGCCCUUGGCUUGAGCAGUGGUCUCCUUUAUAUGCUCAAAUGCUUAAUUUUUGA
This is a messenger RNA of Phalaenopsis equestris, 867 nucleotides long. Its product is annotated as NAC domain-containing protein 35-like. The coding region runs from base 13 to 867 and encodes 284 amino acids. Gene Ontology annotation, molecular function: DNA binding. NCBI's taxonomy places the organism in Eukaryota, Viridiplantae, Streptophyta, Magnoliopsida, Asparagales, Orchidaceae. The transcript is spliced from 3 exons. Gene Ontology annotation, biological process: regulation of DNA-templated transcription. The record is from RefSeq and is a predicted model, not a curated record.